Messenger RNA from Clavispora lusitaniae ATCC 42720, 780 nucleotides. RefSeq names its product succinate dehydrogenase iron-sulfur protein subunit (gene SDH2). Gene Ontology annotation, cellular component: mitochondrial membrane. Gene Ontology annotation, molecular function: electron transfer activity; 2 iron, 2 sulfur cluster binding. Gene Ontology annotation, biological process: respiratory electron transport chain; tricarboxylic acid cycle; aerobic respiration. NCBI's taxonomy places the organism in Eukaryota, Fungi, Ascomycota, Pichiomycetes, Serinales, Metschnikowiaceae. The record is from RefSeq and is a predicted model, not a curated record.
AUGCUCAAGCAAAUGAUUCGCCCUAUGGGUCGCAUGUCCCCCAUGAGAACUUUGGCUACUGCCGCUUCUCCAAAAAUUAAGAAAUUUCAAAUUUACAGAUGGAAUCCUGACACGCCAGAAGUGGCACCAAAAAUGCAGACGUACGAGAUUGACUUAAAUGCCUGUGGUCCUAUGGUUUUGGACGCGCUUUUGAAGAUUAAGAACGAACAGGAUUCGACGUUAACCUUCAGAAGAUCGUGUAGAGAAGGUAUUUGCGGUUCUUGUGCCAUGAACAUUGGUGGUGUGAACACUUUGGCUUGUUUGUGCAAAAUCGAUGCCAACACCUCCAAAGACACCAAGAUUUACCCAUUGCCUCACAUGUACAUUGUCAGAGACUUGGUGCCAGACUUGACCCAUUUCUACAAGCAGUACAAGUCUAUCCAACCAUACUUGCAAAGAGAUGACCAUCCUGCUGAUGGCAGAGAAAACUUACAAAGCAUUGAAGACAGAGCCAAAUUGGACGGCUUGUACGAAUGUAUUUUGUGUGCAUGUUGUUCUACUUCUUGUCCUUCGUAUUGGUGGAACCAGCAACAGUACUUGGGCCCAGCUGUGUUAAUGCAAGCUUACAGAUGGUUGAUUGACUCAAGAGACCAGGCGUCUAAGUUCAGAAAGGAAAUGUUGCAAAACUCCAUGUCUUUGUACAGAUGUCACACCAUCAUGAAUUGUUCUAGAACAUGUCCUAAGGGGUUGAACCCUGGUCGUGCCAUUGCGGAGAUCAAGAAGCAAUUGGCCUUUGACUAG